AUGUCCCAACUGCUGUCCACAGCAGUCAUCACGGCCACAGGUCUCACUUGCAAAGCCUUCCUCAAUUCGGGUCUCUGUUCUAUUACCAUCAGCAACCUGCCUGUGCUCUUAGAUGCCCUCCAGGACCAAUCAAGGCGCAAAGGCCAGGGUUUGAUAACCGUUUCCAAUCAUUUGUCUACCCUUGACGACCCUGUCACAUGGGGUGUAUUGCCUUCAAGAUGCUAUAUGAACCCACGUACGAUACGGUGGGCGUUGGGCGCAUCGGACAUCAUGUUCACAAAUCCUGUCUUCUCUGCUUUCUUUCGUAACGGUCAGGUCAUAGAAACCUUCCGCGGAGAAGGUAUUUUCCAGCCCGCCCUAGAUGCAGCAAUAGACAAGCUCAACCAGGGUCAUUGGGUUCAUCUAUUCGGAGAAGGCAAAGUUUGCCAGCCCCCACGUUAUCCCCAAGUGAACGGUGUAGCGCACUUGCAGCGAUUUAAAUGGGGUGUUGCACGCAUCAUAAUAGAGGCCAAUAUUUUACCGAUCAUAAUACCGAUGUGGCUAACUGGCUUUGAUAAGUUAAUGCCUGAAGGUCGGCGAUUUCCCUUCAAGUUCUUUCCCAAACUUGGUGUGAAGCUAGGAGUUGCAUUUGGAGAUCCAAUACCUCCAGCGAGGAUCCUCACUCUUCUGGACACUUUACCCAAUGACGAGGGCAGGCUCGCCCGCAGUUCGUUCAGUUCUUCCCAGGGGAACGAAGCUUUACAUACACACUCCAUCACUGAAAAUCCCCGUGGACGACAUGGGGCCACAGGUGAGAAAUUUCUUGUUGGUCGGAAGGCCAUCACGCAAGAAAUGGAGAUCGAUUACACUCGAAGUGAGGUAACUGCUAUUAUUCAACGCGCCGUCGAGAACUUGGGGAGGAAGGUGUCGGGUAAUCAGCUGGAUCGACCUCUCGUCUGA
Messenger RNA from Pisolithus orientalis, 939 nucleotides. Its product is annotated as acyltransferase-domain-containing protein. NCBI's taxonomy places the organism in Eukaryota, Fungi, Basidiomycota, Agaricomycetes, Boletales, Pisolithaceae. The record is from RefSeq and is a predicted model, not a curated record. Gene Ontology annotation, molecular function: 1-acylglycerophosphocholine O-acyltransferase activity. The transcript is spliced from 7 exons. Gene Ontology annotation, biological process: cardiolipin acyl-chain remodeling; inner mitochondrial membrane organization. Bases 1 to 939 code for a protein of 312 amino acids. Gene Ontology annotation, cellular component: mitochondrial membrane.